AAAGCCCUUACAAGUGUAUAAGAAACUGCAAAGACAAGUGAAAAGAAAGGGGAAGAGAAUGAGAUUUAGAUUUGCUGUGUUUUGUAUGGUGUCGGAAUGAAACAAAAAUUAAUCUCCUUUAUCUUUGAAAAGCUAUGCCUCUGCAAGAAGAAGAGAUUCAGCAGAUUCAAACUCCACCAUUGUUGAUUUUCGACUGGCUCAGUUGUGAAGAAAACGGAAGCCAAAGUUGUGGCGAAACUGAAACAGUUGAAAAUGAGACAUUUUUACCUUUGUUUCUUAUUGAACAUGAUCUGCUCUGGGAAGAAGAUGAGUUAAUCUCUUUAAUGUCAAAAGAGAAACAAACCCAUCAUUGUUUAAUUGAUGUUAACUCAGAUGAGUCUUUGAUUUCAGCUCGUGAAGAAGCUUUGGAGUGGAUCUUCAAGGUUAAAGCUCGCCAUGAGUUCAAUGCUUUAACCAUAGUUCUUGCAGUGAAUUACUUUGAUAGGUUCAUUUCAAGCUUUAAGUUCCAAAAAGAUAAGCCAUGGAUGGGGCAAUUAGCUGCUGUUGCUUGUUUGUCUUUAGCUGCAAAGGUCGAGGAACUCCAAGUGCCACUUCUUUUAGACCUCCAAAUUGAGGAAGCAGAAUUUGUGUUUGAUUCAAAAACUGUACAAAAAAUGGAGCUUUUGGUGUUGUCUACUCUGCAAUGGAGGAUGAAUCCUGUGACCCCAAUUUCCUUCUUUGUUCACAUUACAAGGAGGCUUGGACUGAGGACUCAUUUGCAUUGGGAAUUCCUUCACAGUUGUGAACAAUUACUUCUCAUUCUCAUUGCAGAUUCGAAGUCCAUGCUUUAUGUUCCUUCAAUAUUAGCUGCUGCAACAAUGUUGUAUGUCAUUAAAGAUAUUGAACCAGGCCAUUACCUUGAAUAUAUGAAACAGCUUAUUCUAGUACUCAAGACAAAUGAGGCUGAAGUAACUGUGUGCUGUGAGCUCAUCUCCGAGUUAUUGGAAGGAAAAUGCAAACGAAACAAAGGUGGAAAAUGCAAGCAUGGAUCAAUAUCAAGCAGUCCUGAUGGUGUUAUUGAUGCAUUGUUUAGCUGCGGUAACUCGGGUGAUAUGUGGACUAUGCCGUCAUCACCACAGCUGCUAUUCAAAAGGAGUAGAUCAAAGGAUCAGCAAAUGCGGCUACCUUCGGUAAAUCGUAUGUUCAUCGAUGUGCUUAGUAGCCCUCGUUAAUCUUUCCUUGUCAUAAUAACUAGUAGCAUCAAACAUGUUACUUAGAAUUUGUUCUUUUGCACAUUAGCGGAUGUAUUUGUUCUUAAUUUGCAAUCAAUGUGCUUCAUAGAUUAAUGUUACCUUCAUGGCCAAAUGUGCUAUAUAACAUGGAUCGGAGAUGGAUUGAUAUCCCCCAAAAUUUUCAACUUAGGAGGUCGGUUUGGAAUUUUCCGAUGAGUAGAUUGAUAGUUUUU
Messenger RNA from Hibiscus syriacus, 1444 nucleotides. Its product is annotated as cyclin-D3-3-like. Gene Ontology annotation, molecular function: cyclin-dependent protein serine/threonine kinase regulator activity. Bases 135 to 1211 code for a protein of 358 amino acids. Gene Ontology annotation, cellular component: cyclin-dependent protein kinase holoenzyme complex; nucleus; cytoplasm. The transcript is spliced from 4 exons. The record is from RefSeq and is a predicted model, not a curated record. Gene Ontology annotation, biological process: mitotic cell cycle phase transition; regulation of cyclin-dependent protein serine/threonine kinase activity. NCBI's taxonomy places the organism in Eukaryota, Viridiplantae, Streptophyta, Magnoliopsida, Malvales, Malvaceae.